Molecule: messenger RNA, 1644 nt
Organism: Corythoichthys intestinalis (scribbled pipefish)
Lineage: Eukaryota; Metazoa; Chordata; Actinopteri; Syngnathiformes; Syngnathidae
Product: beta-1,4-galactosyltransferase 3-like
Exons: 7
Coding region: 85-1119 (344 amino acids)
Biological process (GO): galactosylceramide biosynthetic process; carbohydrate metabolic process
Cellular component (GO): Golgi apparatus
Molecular function (GO): galactosyltransferase activity
Source: RefSeq, a predicted model, not a curated record
CGACUUCCCGGUUGACAAGUAUCAUCCUCAUCGUCGUCGUCAACGCGGUCGUUCCUUGAACGCGCUCCAAUCGGCUUCUUUCUGAUGGCGCGCUUUGGCUGCGGGCGCCUACUCAAGUUCUUGUGCUCGGCGGCUUUGCUAGGUGUGGUAACACUGUUACUCCAUAACGUCUUCUCGGAACCACAUGACCACACGACCCCCAAACCCGAGCCCAAAACCGAGCCAGAACCGGGGCCCAAAACCGAGCCAGAACCGGGGCCCAAAACCGAGCCAGAACCGGGACCCAGCUCUUUUCCCGUGCUGGCGGACUGCAACGAGGUAUCCCCGCUGCUCGUCGGGCCCUGUCCCCCUAAGCUUUACUCGCCGCCUAGCUUGGAGGAGAUCCAAAAUAAGAGCGCCCCGUUGUCUCCGGGAGGCCUGUACAGUCCGCCGGACUGCCAAGCUAAGCACAGCAGUGCUAUCGUGAUCCCGUACCGGGAUCGGGCUUCCCACCUGCGCACUUUUCUGGACCACCUCCAUCUUUUCUUGCAGAGGCAGCAGAUUCAAUACAAGAUCUACGUGGUGGAGCAGUGGGGGCGAGGCACCUUCAACCGGGGCAAACUGCUCAACGUGGGCGUACAGGAAGCUCUCCGAGACGGCAAUUGGACCUGCAUCAUCACCCACGACGUGGACUUGCUGCCCGAAGAUGACCGCAACAUCUACUCCUGCGACCCACGCAAUCCCACGCACUUGUCAGUGGGCGUCGACAAGUUUAAUUACAUGCUGCCGUACACAUCGCUUCUCGGCGGAGUGGUGGCAAUUGCGCCGGACCACUUCAAGAGGAUGAACGGCUACUCCAACCGGUUUUGGGGCUGGGGUGGAGAGGAUGACGAUUUCUCGGCCAGAGUGUCUCUGUGCGGAAUGAAAGUGGUGCGCCCCCCAGUGGCCUUCGCUCGUUACAAAAUGAUCGUGCACAAAAACGACAAAGGCAACGCACCCAACCCCAGCAGGAUGGAACUCCUAAAACAGACCAGGAACAACUGGCGCCGCGACGGCCUCAACUCUCUGAAUUAUAAACUCCUCUCCAAGAAGCUGGAAGGGCUCUACACCAACCUGACGGUGGACAUCGGAGGAACGUAACGUCGGCUUUCUCAAAUAGUCAUCCAUUGUUUUGUUUUCUCCACGGAGGGAAACGAUGUACAGAGAUCCCUCAUUUUUGGUGGAUAAUGGGAACCGCAGCCCCACCCUGCAAAAAAUCUGUGAAGUAGAGGUGGAGCUUAUUUACAUUUCUUUUUUUUGUGUGCGUUCAAUGUAUUUGUUCAGAUUUAACUGCAUUGGAAAGAUGUAUACAGUACAUAUAAGACAUAUAAGUUUUUCCCCUUUUUAAAAUGUAACAAUUACGAUAUUCAUGUAAAUGAGAUACAGGUAAUCCUCGGGUUACGACGUACCCGAUAUACGCGACAUCGACUUUACAAUGCUGGAGCAUAGACUUCUAUAUCAGAUGACGGGACACGGGGCCGAUCUGUAGGGGGCCAAUUUUCAAAAACUUACAAUUCAAAUAUUUUCAAAACCAAAGCCGCUAGCGACUUAAAACCCAAACAGACACCUCCCUGAAGCAUAUAUGACUCUCUAUGAGCAGCUACAGUGUAUCACAAAAGUGAGUAC